CUCGCACCCCAGGAGCUUUGUGCUUUGACGAGUGAGGGGAAGAACUGUACGACCUGCUCCAUUAAUCUUCUCUUCGAAUCCCGCUUCAACCUUUCUGUUACUCUCAAUCAUAGAGAGCUUUUAGACAUGAUAUACCUAUCGCUAAUUGUCACUCUCGCUGCCCUUUUCUUCACCUACCGGAUCCUCUCCCGCACAUCGCGCUACCUCCGCCUCGCUCACAUCCCCGGCCCCCUCCCAGCCAAAAUCACCACCCUCUGGCUCACCUACCACCAAAGCACCGGAUCCCUCGCCCGGCAUCUCUCCUCCCUCUCCAAACGCUACGGCCCCAUAUACCGCAUCGCCCCCAACUGGGUCAUCACCAGCGACCCCGCCGCCAUCCGCCAACUAUGGUCUGCCCGCGGCCCGUGGUACCGAGGACAAUGGUACGACAUGUUCCGCAUGGACCAGCCCGUGAGCACCGUCCUCUCAGAGCGAGACAACCACAAGCACGCCGCGAUAAAAGCAAAGCUCCUCCCAGGGUACAGCGGCAAAGACGUGGACAACCUCCACGAGGCCGUCGACCGCCGAGUGGCAGAUUUGGUGCAGCUGAUCGAGAGAAAAUACCUAUCUGAUGAUGAAAGGGGGGUGUACAGACCAAUGGACCUGGCGGAAAAGGCCACCUUCAUGACACAAGAUGUGAUCUCGGAGCUGGCGAUAGGACGCUGCUUCGAGUGCUUGGUCCACGACCGGGAUAUCUACGGGCAGAUGACCGGGGUGACGGGAUCGUUGCCAUUGGUGAUAACGCUGGCGACCAUACCCUGGACGCUCGGGUUGUUGCAGAACCCACUAGUUAGAGCGCUGUUGCCGAAGGAGAAGCUGGAGGGGGUGGUGAGGCAGCAGGAGCUGGCCAAGAAGCAGGCGGCGGAGCGGUUUGGGGAGGACAAAGUUGUGAGGCGGGAUAUGCUCGGGAGCUUUGUCAAGCAUGGGUUGGGCCAUACGAACGCGUGGCUGGAGACGUUUGUGCAGAUUGGGGCGGGGAGCGACACAACGGCGACGGCGAUCAGGAUGACCAUGUUUUACCUGAUGAGCUCACCUGGGAGCUAUAAGAGGCUGCAAAACGAGAUUGAUGCUGCGAUACGGGAGGGGAGGGUGUCGAGUCCCAUUGCAGAGGAAGAGGCACGGCGGCUGCCGUACUUGCAGGCUGUGAUGAAGGAGGGACUGAGGCUGUCUUCGCCAGUGAUGGGCCUCCUUCCGAGGAUAUGCGACACGGAGCAAACUGUCUGUGGCGUCAGAAUCCCGCCUGGGACAAACGUCUGCUGGGAUGCCAUCUCCAUCUUCCGAAAUCAGGAAACUUUUGGGGCUGACGCUGACGCGUUUCGACCAGAGAGGUGGUUAGUGGAGAUGGAAGAUGUGGACAAGAAAAGUAUGGAGUUUGUGCAAGGCCUUGUCUUUGGAACUUCUGGCAGAUUUGAAUGCCUGGGGAAGGGGAUCGCGAUGCUCGAACUUAACAAGGUGUUUGUCGAGCUUUUGAGGCGGUUUGACUUUGCACUUGUCAAUCCGCUGAUGCCAUUGACCUCCCGCGAUUAUUCCUUGUCUCUUCAGACUGAUUUGUGGACUAGAAUAACCAGACGACAUGUUCAUUCGUAGGUGGGUAACUAAGAAACAUGUCUGGCAUACCGUGCCUAAUUACC
Messenger RNA from Podospora pseudopauciseta, 1670 nucleotides. RefSeq lists its product as uncharacterized. Bases 127 to 1626 code for a protein of 499 amino acids. The transcript has 2 exons. Lineage: Eukaryota; Fungi; Ascomycota; Sordariomycetes; Sordariales; Podosporaceae. The record is from RefSeq and is a predicted model, not a curated record. Gene Ontology annotation, molecular function: iron ion binding; monooxygenase activity; heme binding.